AAUAAUCGGGAAAAUGCCACAUCCGUGUGUCGUGUGCGGCCGUUCGCGUAUGAAUCCAAACAACAGGGAAGAGGAGUAUAUGUUUUUUGGACUUCCCGUUAACGAUGAAACUAGAUGCAGAAGGUGGCUGGAAUUCUGUUGCCGUGAAGAUUUAUACAAACUUACGAAGAAACAAUUGCUUCAGCGAAUGGUUUGUUCAAAACAUUUCCAGCAAAAGGAUUUUCUAAACGAAUAUUUCGACAGAUUAAACGGUACAGCAGUACCUUCGAUAUAUGAUCCUAAACAAAGUUUAUAUAACAUAACCUGUGUACUGUGCGGUCGUUCUCGUCGAGAUCCACCGAGUUCGGAUUACGAUGGUGCAACUUUUCAUCAUUUUCCUGGUGAGGAGUUUCGAUGCCUGAAAUGGCUGGAUUUUGUCGGUGUAGAUUCAUAUUAUAGAUUAACAAGAAAAGAAAUUUUGUUUUGUUACAUUUGUUCAAAACAUUUCGACCGUUCCCAGUUUGUGCCUGGUUAUAGGAACAGAUUGGUAGACAAUGCUGUACCCAAUAUCCGCAAUCCUGAUCAGCUGGAUGGAUCUGAACAGUAUAUUAUGGAAUUUAUAUCUGAGCCAAAGUUGUAUAGUUCUGCGGAGAAACAGAAAAAGUUGGAUCCUUUACCACCUGCUGUUCUAGAAAGUCAAGCAUGCGCCGCGUGUGGUAGAUCAAGAUCAGAUCCUUUGAAUAAAAUGGAAAGAUAUAAAUUCCAUCCUUUCCCUGCUUAUGAGAUUGGUAGGUGUUUAAGAUGGUGUCAAUUUUUGGGCAGAGAGGAUCUGUUGAAAAUGUCCCCGAAUCAAAUAAGAAAAUUAGUACUUUGUUCGAAACAUUUUCAAACGGGUCAAAGUUUUCAUAAAGUAGGGCCGUGCGAUGCAGUUCCAACUAUAAAAGAUAUAUCGCAAUUAAACUCUAUCCGUUCUAUAGAACAAAUUGAAGAUGAACAGGAUAUCAUAGAGGAAUCUGAUUGUACCAGUACAAUUAAGGGAAUUAAGAAACAAGGUUUUUCAAGACCUUUAGUAUCUAGUAAGAAACCAAAGGUAGAUAAUAAGCCUACACCUCUUGCAAAGAAACGUGGGAAAUCUAAAAGGCCAACACUUAUUAACAUUCCAAGGCCUGAUCCUAAUAAUAUCGAAAAUCGUGUAAUAAGAAAGCUGCCUCUUCCUCCUAGUUCCAAUUGGAAAAUUCAAUUUGCCGAUCAAUUUCAACCUAUAACAAUAGCAAAUAACAUUACCUCGAAUAUUACAAAUAAUAUUCAAGGUAACAUAAAGAAAGUGAUAUUACCAUUCACUGGUGACAUAUCAAACUUAGGUGUUCCUAUCCCGGUGCAUAGUUUAUCCAGCAUUCCUCCAGGUUUAUUAAUUAAGAUAAAUCUUCCUGAGCAAGAACAACAGAAGCUGGUGAAAGUUAACAAAAAGCAAACUAGAACAAGAAUUAUCCAUAAUCCUACUACCUCUAAUGAAAUUGAUACGAGACAACAAGCUUGCAUGAAAAAUGGUCAAACAUCGGUUACACUGCCUGUGAUAAAACAGUCUAAAGAUGCAGAUUCAAAUUUAAUUGAAUUUCUAUCAAUUUCACCGGAAGAAACGGAACAUAAAAUGACUCCCGAAGAAUUAGAAGUGCACAAAGAAGUUAUAUUACCACAUUCGUUGGAAGCAUUAGAUGAAGAAGUAGUUGAUAUAAAGGAAGAUCAAUUUUAUCAAGAUUUUGAAGAAGUAGAAUGUUUAUCUCCGAAACAACAGAAACUUGUGCGACGUAAAAAGGUUUCAGGAACAAUGCGAAGAACAGUUUUUCCGAUCACGAGCGAAGUUCGAUAUUUUUUGCGUAAACUUGCACCCCAUAUGCAUAGACUUCCUAGGAAAGCUAGAUCACAGAUGAAACUUUCAAUAGUAAAUAUGGUAAUUGAUCAUUUGUAAAUUUGCCGAGGUAUAAAUAAAUGAUAGUAUUUAUAAGGGUAUAUAGUUAAAUAUAAAUAUUUUAAAUGUAUGCACAUAUAGAUAAUUAAUGUAUAUUAAAAGCGACCAG
Messenger RNA from Colletes gigas, 2054 nucleotides. RefSeq lists its product as uncharacterized. The record is from RefSeq and is a predicted model, not a curated record. NCBI's taxonomy places the organism in Eukaryota, Metazoa, Arthropoda, Insecta, Hymenoptera, Colletidae. Gene Ontology annotation, molecular function: DNA binding. The coding region runs from base 14 to 1945 and encodes 643 amino acids. The transcript has a single exon.